AUGCCUCUUAUACUCGACACCCCUUCGGAGUCCUCGGUGGAAUCGGGGUCAGACUUCCAGGAAGAGAGACGAAAGGUACAUCACGAUGCCGACGUGGUUAUCGUGGGCGCGGGCAUCGUGGGGUGUUCGUUGGCAGUGGCGUUGGCCAACCAGGGGCGCAGUGUCAUCCUACUCGAGAAAUCAUUGAAAGAGCCGGAUCGCAUAGUCGGGGAACUUCUACAACCAGGCGGUCUCGAGGCAUUGACGAAACUGGGCUUGCGCCACACGCUCGACGAUAUCGAUGCGAUUCCGGUGAAGGGGUAUACCGUGGUUUACUAUGACGAGCAGGUGCCCAUUCCAUAUCCUACCUCGACGCGACACACACGGGAUCGACGUUCGGAAGUGGCAGGCAACGGCAAGAGGGCAGAGGGACGGUCAUUCCACCAUGGUCGAUUCGUGUCUCGGUUGCGCGCAGCAGCCAUGUCACAUCCCAACAUUACCGUCUUCGAAACCGAGGCCACUUCACUCAUUGUGUCCUCUCAUAACGCCGAAGUUCUUGGGGCCGAAUCUAUCACACAAAAAACACAAAAGGAUUAUUUCUUUGCGUCACUGACUGUUGUCUGCGACGGAUAUGCCUCCAAAUUUCGAAAAUCAUACAUUUCGCACACGCCUCAGAUCAAGUCAAAAUUUUGGGGGCUGGAACUGAUCGACUGUCCUCUCCCGAUCCCACAGCAUGGCACAGUGGUCUUGGGAGACAAUGCCCCUGUUCUGCUGUAUCAGAUCGGCACUCACGAGACGCGAGCACUGGUGGAUAUUCCAGACGGUUUAGCAUCUACGUCGACGACGAAUGGUGGCGUCAAAGGUCAUCUACAGAAGGUGGUGCUCCCAUCGCUACCCGCUAUGGUGCAACCGUCGUUUGAGGCCGCUCUGGAGAAAGGCAGCCUUCGAAGCAUGCCCAACUCCUUUCUCCCUCCGACAACCAAUACAACCCCGGGUCUAGCCAUCCUCGGUGAUGCUCUGAACAUGCGCCAUCCCUUGACUGGCGGCGGCAUGACGGUCGCUUUGACUGAUGUCGUCUUACUCUCCGACUUACUCUCUCCCGCAAAUGUCCCCGAUCUCGCAGACACUCGGCUCGUCCUCAGGCAAUUCCGCACAUUUCACUGGCGACGCAAGAAUCUGAGCUCGGUCAUCAACAUCCUGGCUCAAGCGCUGUACUCGCUUUUUGCCGCCAGUGACUGGCAACUCAAGUACCUCCAAAAGGGGUGUUUCCGAUAUUUCCAACUGGGCGGCAAAUGCGUCGACGAACCCGUGGGAUUACUGGCAGGCAUCAUCCCGCAACCUUUUGUACUGUUUUAUCACUUCUUUAGCGUGGCGUUGUUGAGUAUCUGGGUGCUUGUUCGGGAGAACGGAUGGCUUUUGUUGCCUCUUAGCAUGUUUCAGGGGUUGUUAUUGUUCUUGAAGGCUUGCGAGGUUAUUUUUCCGUACAUAUUCGCGGAACUGAGGCGUUGA
Messenger RNA from Fonsecaea nubica, 1488 nucleotides. RefSeq lists its product as hypothetical. Gene Ontology annotation, molecular function: flavin adenine dinucleotide binding; squalene monooxygenase activity. NCBI's taxonomy places the organism in Eukaryota, Fungi, Ascomycota, Eurotiomycetes, Chaetothyriales, Herpotrichiellaceae. The transcript has a single exon. Gene Ontology annotation, biological process: ergosterol biosynthetic process. Gene Ontology annotation, cellular component: endoplasmic reticulum; membrane. Bases 1 to 1488 code for a protein of 495 amino acids. The record is from RefSeq and is a predicted model, not a curated record.